CCAGUAAUGGAGAAAACAUCAGGCAGACAAAUUAGAGGUCCGGUUCAUGGAAAGUACAUCACAAUUCUUAGCAUCGAUGGUGGAGGCAUGAGAGGAGUCAUCCCCGGAGUUAUACUUGCACGCCUAGAAUCACUACUUCAGGAGGUGGAUGGUAAGGAUGCAAGGCUGGCGGAUUACUUUGAUUUGAUUGCAGGAACAAGUACAGGUGGUCUUAUAACUGCCAUGUUAACUGCACCAAAUGAAAAUCAACGACCUCUAUUUUCUGCUGCUGAGAUUGUGGAUUUCUAUAAAGAGCAUGGUCCUGAAAUUUUCCCCCAACGAAAUUGGCUCGGAUGGGUCGGUAAUUGGAUUGGUAAUAAAAUAGAUCAGUUACGGCAAGUGGUUGGACCUAAAUAUGAUGGGAAGUACCUUCACAAGCUGUUAAAGACGAAAUUAAGCUCCACAAGGUUGCACCAGACCUUGACUAAAGUUGUCAUUCCAACAUUCGACAUCAGGAAUCUCCAGCCAACUAUUUUCAGCUCAUUUCGGAAAAAUAACACAGCAAUGAUGAACGCCCGACUAGCGGAUAUAUGCAUCGGCACUUCGGCAGCACCACUUUUCCUUCCUGCCCAUUAUUUUACAAGCUCUGAUGACAUAGGGAAAGUGAAAGAGUUUAACCUCGUUGAUGGUGGUGUGGUUGCUAAUAAUCCGACUUUUGUUGCUAUUAGUGAGGCGACAGAACAGUUGCGCGAGAAGAAUGAACAUUUUCCGGCAAUUGCACCCUGCGACUAUCGUACAUUUCUUGUCAUCUCAAUCGGGACAGGUGCAGCCGAGAACGAACAUAAAUACGACGCUGAAACGGUUUCACAAUGGGGGUGUUGGGAGUGGAUAACAAAUAAUGCAUUACCAGAUGUGUUUUUUGAAGCAGGUCCAGAUAUGGUUGAUUAUCACCUUUCUGUCAUUUUUAGAUCUUUUCACUCCAAAGAAAACUACCUCAGGAUCCAAGAUGACAAGUUAAGAGGGGAGGAAGCUUCUUUUGAUAAUGCUACAAAGGAGAACUUGGAAAAUCUUGUGAAAAAGGGCAAUGAUUUACUACGCAAACCAGUUUCACGGGUGAAUCUUGAGACGGGUCAUUAUGAAGUAGUUAAACAUGGUGACUCCAACGAGGAAGCGCUCAAAAAGUUUGCGCAAGCACUGUCGCAAGAAAAGAAACUCCGAGAGAAAAAUUGCCUGAAAACGAAGGAAGUCGAAUAA
Cornus florida is the source of this 1233-nucleotide messenger RNA. Its product is annotated as patatin-like protein 2. The coding region runs from base 7 to 1233 and encodes 408 amino acids. Gene Ontology annotation, molecular function: glycerophospholipase activity; monoacylglycerol lipase activity. The transcript has 7 exons. The record is from RefSeq and is a predicted model, not a curated record. Gene Ontology annotation, biological process: lipid metabolic process. Lineage: Eukaryota; Viridiplantae; Streptophyta; Magnoliopsida; Cornales; Cornaceae.